Molecule: messenger RNA, 1839 nt
Organism: Nannizzia gypsea CBS 118893
Lineage: Eukaryota; Fungi; Ascomycota; Eurotiomycetes; Onygenales; Arthrodermataceae
Product: leucine rich repeat protein
Exons: 2
Coding region: 1-1839 (612 amino acids)
Source: RefSeq, a predicted model, not a curated record
AUGGCAGACGUCUUCCCGCCGUCAUACGAAUCCGCCACAACGCGAGAUGUAUGGCCGAUAAUUGCGCCUUUCGUCCUAUCUGCAGCAGAGCUAUGCUCUGCCUGUCUCGUCUCUCGAGCAUGGCAUGGCGUCUUCGCCCCCGUGUUAUGGGGUGCUCCCGCAUCGCACUUUGGGGCCAGAGACGACGCUGUCUACGGUGCGCAUAACUACCCAUACCACAAGCCUUCUUCCGCUAGACUGACUGUUGACAUUCACCGGCUCACGCAUACCUUACAUCUCCCGCCUGCGUUGGCAGAGAUAUAUGGUGAACCGCCGUCGAGAUGGUUGCAUGAGUUCAUGGAAUAUCUCCCAAAUCUGCAGUCUCUACUCCUUUCCAGGCUUCCUUUCUUUGACCACAGGUCCCUUGUUGCGCUAGGCAAGGGAGAAGGGUACAAUGCUCGUCUAUUUCUUGCUGAGCGUGAGAUGAAUGCGACGCCAGCCGGGCUGGUGGCAUUAUUGAACCGCUGUCUGCGUCUAGUAUAUCUUGAUCUAUCGUAUACCACCGCCGCAAGAGACUCGCGGGUUAUCCUCACCUUACGCCAGCUGCGAGGUUUACAGGCCCUGAAACUGCGCGGUAUAGGCUUGCAGGAUGAUGAUGUGGAAGUUCUAGCAAAAGUGAUCCAGACUCGUGUUAGACUGCUCGAUAUCGGAGACAACCGCCUUACAGAUAGAGGACUGAGCUUUUUGACCAACUGCUGUUUCUUACUUAACGACAGUGAUGCAAGCAGUAUUCGUGGAAAUGCGCAUUUUGGCCCACUAACAGGAGCGUUACUUGCUGAUUCCAUCCGGAGUGAACACCUGGGCGAUCAUCUACUGCGUCUCUUUACAAGAAGACUAAGUGGUCUUUCUGCGCUGGAAGAACUGCCUCAUGUUGGCCUUACCCAUCUAUAUAUUGCUGGCAAUAACAUCUCUGCGACUGGUCUGAUAGACUUGCUGCAUACGAAGAGGUUGAAUGUACUGGACGCUGGAGCUGUCAAAACUGGAAUGGAGAAGCUCAUACCAGUACUCAAGAGCCCAAUCGCUCAGAGCCUCACUUAUCUUAGAGCACACCAUUCUAUCCUCAGGGGACGGGAUACUACCAGGAAUAUGUCACCUCAGGAUCUACUUGCGGGUGGAAAGAACUCAACAUCAAUGAUUCAAAUGCUUCUAGGAAAGAGACCAGCCUUCUACAAGACCAACAUGGAUGAACCCCUAUAUCUUCAUCCAUCUAACGUCGCCCAUCUCCGAACGCUAGUUCUAACAGAUAUCCCAGCAUUUGUUACCUCAUCUUCACCAACUAUUUCCUCCAUCACUCGAUUCAUCUCUGCCUGUGCAGAUGAGGCUCUCCUCGCCUCGCUGCAAGCCGAGUCCAGUUACUCUCUUCCCCCUGGCCAGUACCGUGCCAAAGCUAUACAGCAGCAUGCAAAGGAACUCUUUGCGCUUGCUAUCAUCGUCCUGGAGAUAUCACCGGGCAAUAAGUUUAAAAAGCCGGAAUGUUCAUCCGCUUGGGUUCCUACAGGUUACUACCAGCCUAAUACUUUCAAAUCAAGCACUGGAGAUCUAGACUCGGAAAAUCUAUGGGCAGCCGCGUCGAAUGACUUUAGUUUCUUUGAUGAAGAUGAAGAAACACGUUCAACUCCGAACCCAGAGGUAGCUUUGCCUCCAGCACGAAUGGUUGACGUGGUUGCUGAAUUAGCUGCGUUCCGACGAGAGAAACGAGAUGCAUAUAGUAAAAGAGUACAAGGCACCAGUGGCACAGGGGUAUCGCCUGCUAAUGGUCAUUGGAAGGGAGAAGUAAGGAUCCAGAGGAACCGCCUUUAA